CAUGAUUCUUGUACAGCGGGAGGGUGGCCAGCAUGCACAAAGCGCCGUCCUCUGUCUGCCAAUGCUAACUAUCUUGACUCUGUCCUUCGAAGAGAAAGGAUUCGCUGUGAAAGCAUACGAGAGCGCACAGAACCAGAAGAAUCAUCUUCAACUGAUGAAGAGAGGACCCUAAGAAGGCCUCGCCCUCGCAAACCUCGAAGCAGAUCAUCUCUGCAAGAACCAGUGACACAAGUGGCAGAAGAAAUGCCAGCAAUGCGUCAUCCUGCUUCUUUCUCAUCCCACCUUACUAGCACACCAGUAUGUUUAGAAAGUGACGAGAGGAUUCUGGUAGAGUCUCAGAGGCCAGAAACAAUUACAAAUGGUUCUUUCCAGUAUGAUCGCAGCAACAUUGGUAGCUUGGGACGUCGGGUGAAACCCAGCAAUACUCUGGGAUAUCCUAAUGGAGAGGUGACCAUGAGGAAACGAUCAAAGAGGGAUCGCCUGAAAUUAUAUCGUCAAGCUGGGCGAUGCAUUACAGUUCAGGGCUUUGAGGGAAGAUUUGGUGGUCUUUAUGAUGAUAGCCUAUCAGAUCCCAGUGAUUCAUCAAGAACAGAUAUUCCAGAUGAUACACUUGCAGUCUACAAAACCAUGAACAAGGAGGACUUGCUCAGAGUGGUGAUUCAAAACAAAGCCCAGCUUAUCCGUAAAGAUCAAUACAUCAAAGAUCUUGAGAACUACAUUGAUGACCUCUUGGUGCGCGUCAUGGAGUGCACACCGCGUAUACUACACCGUCCACCCAUGCAUCAUCGCUAGAGCUGUUACUUCAGUCUUCCUUUUGUUUAUAUUUUUUUAUUGAAUUUGGAGAUACUUUUUUAUCACACUCAGUCUGCACAUGAAAGCUAUUUAAACUUAGUGGAUUUAUAGAGGAAAAAGAAAAAUGAAAUAAAAAUAUCAAUUUAUCUCUAUGCUCUUAAAAACUUUUUGAAAUCAAAGCUUUGGAAAAAAUCAUAAUCCAGUGAUUUCAUGUUUUUCUUUUUAGUUCUCGCUUUUUUAUUUUAUUACCAAGAAAAUAAAAAUUCAGUACUGUUUUUCUGGCACAAAUUCUUUCUUUGUAGAAUGUAGAAAUCCUACCACCAGCUUUAAAAUGUUUUGCUAUGAUGAUUUGGCAUUAUACAUUUCAUAAAAAGAUUUUUCUGUGAUGUAUAUUCACUUGCCAGAGAUUCAGCUAGAGGCUUGUAUGCCUGGAAAAGUCAUAAUACGAUGUGUUAGGAUUAGGUUUUCAGGCACUUGAAAAAAAUUCUUUGGUACAUGCAUGAACUGAGCCCAUUAACGUGCUUCACUUCUGCAUUUUCACAAUGGAAUAUAUUUUGAUCCAUUUUUGUAUUAUACUGUAAGCUUUGAAAUGUUCUGAACUCUAGUCUAGAUUCUUAUCAGUACUGUUCCAACUUCUAUGUUUUAAAAGAGAAAUGUUUGCAUCUCUAUAGCUAGAUUUAGUAAAGCAUCUUUGAGCGCUGCUUGUAGAGAUCUUUUUCGGUUUCAUGAAUCUAGAAUUAGGCAGCUUAUUUGCAUAUAAAGAAGAUCUAUCUAUUUAGAACAAGUGAUUUUGGAAUGAGGACAAAGUAGAGCCCAUAAUGGACAAUAUAGUUAUCAGAUAGAAAUCUAUUCCUGACAUAGUUUUUUAAUCAUUUGAUAAAUUAUUCCAUGAUGUGGACUUUUAUUUUCAAGAAUCUCGUGAGUCACUUCCCAAAACACUCUGGUCAGCAACAGUGAAGAGCUAAUAGUUGGAUGAUCAGUGGAAAUGUGCCUUCCUUUUGUUAAAUGUUGAGAAACUUCGCAAAAGCCCCUCUUGGCAUUUCUAGCACCUUACAUAAUCACAGUAUGCUCUGUUAAUUGGAUAAUCUAUACUGUCUGCAAGGAUUGGAUAGAUAAGCUUGUGGUUUUCGUGUAAGGAGCUUUUUUCGAAGUGUUUGUAGGUGGGAAGUACUAUUUACCUCAUCAAAGAAGGACUGCUUCACCAUUGCCUUUGCACUAGAAUUUGUUGUAAAGAUGUGAAAAAAACUUUUACAUCCAUGUGAACAUGUAUUAUUACCCCUUAAACUUCUAUAUCUUGAUUCAUCCACUUCCCCCUUUUCAAAUAUUCUGAGGACCAGGAUGUGCUUUGAUGACUUGUUAUCAAGUUUUGAUUUUCCCUCCAUUCACACAGGUGAGUCAGCAGUUUAACCUAAUCAUGUUCCGGUGAAUCAGCUGUAUAGCUAACUUUUUUCCCAGCACAUGCAACAUAAUGUGCAAUUAUGCUAACCAUUAAUGGAGAAAUAUUGUAGUAUUAAGAUGCAAAUGAAUGUCAGUUAUAUUUUUGUUUUCUUACAAACUAUGGUUUCUCAUUUCUUGAUUGCCUGACCCAACUUGAACGCUUGAGAUAACUGUUAAACGAGAGCUCGUCACUUGUGAAUUCAGGGUGAUACAACUACAAGCUUACUCUUUUUCUUUUUAUGACUGUGUGGGCAUUUAUUUGUUUUAUCUUCAUGCAUGCAUUUGUGUGUGGGUGUGCAUACAGGCAGUAAUUGGGUCUAUGGCAGCUAACUCCCGGCUCAACUUCUGCUGUUAUUCAUGAUUUAGGGAAGCAGCACAGCUGCCAAAUUUGUACCUGUGGUAUUCAUUCUAGUUCAUAACAAUUCCAGCAUAUUUUUCUGUUGUCUGAAAGCAAAAGCAAUAUCACUUGAAUCAGCAUGUAAUUUAUCAGCUUUUUUUUCCAUCAGGCAAUGUUAAUGAGCAUUUUUUCCUUUUAGAAACUGACAUGCAAGACUUUAUAAAAAGAUGCAAACCUUCACAAAAAAAAUGCAAGCAAAGAGCUUAGUACUGAAGCACAUCUUUGCUUUCACCACUUGUGCGACAUGUGAAUAGGCAUUAUGCCAUAUUUUGGUACUUCUUUCUUUUACAUCAGAAAAUAUUUUAAUGAAGAAUAUUGUGAUAGAUAAAAAUGGUUUGUGUGUUUAAUGCACAUGUAUAGAUAGGUGUUGGUAGAGCUUCAUUUGUGUAUAUGUGUUGCAUAUGAGCACAUAUUUAUGCCUUUACACUGGUAAACAUUCCAUGUUUUAUAACUCUACCAGGAUGAUAAACAGAGCUUAUAAUAUACUCAUGUCUGCUUUUAUGGUUUAUCUGUAUUUAUCCUAAACUGUAAAAUACAAAGCUAUGUGUAUAGCCGAGAACAAAAGCACUUUUUGUGAAGGAUCAUCUGAACAUUUUGUUUGAUUGCCUUUGUCACUCCUUACUCCAUCUCAUUGUAUACAAAUUUUUAUCAUGGUUUCAAGGCUUGAGCCCAUCUGAAUGUCCAGAGACAUGACUCUUUCUAAUGAUCUGAAGAGCAACCAAAGAAAAUUCCCAAAAAUCUCGCAUAGUAUUUUUAUUUAAAUUAUCAUAUUUUUAUAAACCUUGUACUCUUCUGCAUUUAGAAUGUUGCAAUCACUGUUGCAAGAAUUGACAAAAUUUCUAAUUUUAGAACAAAUAUAAUCUUGAAUGAAAUUGGUUUUGGAACUGCAUGUCAUUUUUUAGUCAUUUUCUUCCAGUUCCAAAUUAAAAUUGCUGUGCUGUUAUUUUAGUAGCAGUUUUAAUAUUUUCACUUUUUCUUUACUCCAGAUUAAUCUUGACAAAAAUGUUUUAAAGCAUUUUCCAACUGCUGGAAGGCUGUUGAUGCAGUGCAGACUAUUUUUAAAUAUUGCGUGUUUAAUUUGAAAUCUAUGCCAGUGCCAAGAUACAUCUUGAGAACGUCUGUUUAUAGCCCUGCAGGGCCCGAGCCAUAGAGAUUAAUUUGGAACCUAGUAACCAUAUUAAUCAAAAGCGCAGAGCCCCUGACAACUAUCAAAAGAGCGGGGCCCUAGGCAGAUGCCUCGACUACCUGCCUAAGCACAGCCCUGAUCUUGAGUGUUUAUUUUUAUUAAGACCAAGAAGAUAAUGUAAAUGAAUUGGAGAGUUUUUAAGCUGUUGAAACACAAUUCACAAUAUUUCUGUUGUGUCACUUGCCUUUUUUCUAUUAGUAUCAAUACACCUAAAUAGUCAGUUAUAUGUAUGAUCCUCUAUAUUUUUAUUGUAUGUCUUCAUUUUCCAAAGUUGUUUGCUUAAUGUACUCAUUACUGACUUGUUGUAUACAUACUUAUUCCUGAUUCCUUAGAAAAUAGUCAUCAUAAACAACACCUUUCGUCUUUAAAAAAUGGAUUUUGUGCAAUAAAGAAUUUGUGUUUUACUGUUCCUAUCAGAAAAUCAUGCAUUUGUAUAGGAUAAACCAUGAUAAUAAACAUAAGUAAUCCUUCAAACAUUAAGCUUUGUUAAAGUUAAAUGUUUGAUAACAACAGUUAGAAAGUGAUGACAACGUUUAACUGGUCAUAAGUCUUACUCAUGAUAGUAAAAAUAAUUGCAGUAACAAGCAUAAUAACAAGAUUUUCUGAGUUGUAAAAAUGGAAUUAGCAUAAUAAAGAAAGUAAAAUUAUUGUCUCUUGUCUACUCUGCUUGCAGGACCAACAGAUUUUUUUCAGUCUUUUGACUUUUGAACACUACUAAGUACAAAUGAAUUUUGAUCAUACAUGAUUAUAUCAGGGUCUGUCCGGUGCAGCAGGUAUGAAUGCUUGUAUGUUUGUGCAUCAUCAUGUCACUGGCAUUGCUUUUCAAUGUUGCAUAUCUUUUUCUGAGUGAAAUGGAAUAAGAGAAUAUGGUUUACAAGAAGAGGCACUGUAUAGGUAGAAAUUAUAAAGGAUUUAUACAAUAAUGUAACAAUUAGCAACACAGAUUCAAAAGGACUGCCCUUUCUCUGCUUCUACCAAUAAAUCACUUGUUUUAAAAAUGUUUUUGUAGCAUUCUCCUGUAAUGUCUCGACCAUGCAGUUAUUAUUUUAUAUGAAUCUUACUUUUCUGGGGUUUUUUAAAUCAUAAUUAUGACGAACAGUAGAUAAAGAACUUUAACAUCUUUUCUUGAAAGUUUCUUGUGUUCAUACAAUUUAAUUUUGAUUUUAUAAUUUCAUUUAAUUGAGAUGUGGGCAAGUUUCUUAGAGCAUGUGCUUAAGAAACGGCUUAACAUUAAUUUCAAUUUAUAUGUUGUUUAGUUAUAGAUUGUCAUAUGUAUCGUGUAACAGCAUGCUUUGUGGUGUGAUGUAUCACAGCUUAUAAAACAUGCUUUUGAUGUUUUGAAAUUUUGUACUAUUGCAUUUCAUAUUUUUUUCUGCUACAGCUAUGUUGUGUUUUCACAUGCCAUCAAACAUGCUCCACAUGGUCAUUAGAAACAGACUAAAUGAAGGUUACUGAGAAAGAUAAGAGGGAUUAACUAAAGUGUUAGCCUUAUUGGUGGCCAUUUCAUCCAGCAGUUAUUCCUUACAGCACCAAAAUUCAUUUUCCACUGUUCCCAGUUUUGGUUGUGCUCAGAGGAAAGAUGGGUAAAUGUUUUACUACUGCCUGUGCAGAUUCAAGUUUGUCAACUAUGAAGUUGAUAGAGUAAAAUAAAUCUGCUGUGACCAGUUUAAAGGACUUUUGUUGUGCUUAUUAUACAAAAAGCUCUAGUAAUCUAACAACAAAUACAAUGUUUGAAAAAAUCUCCAAGUUAGAAUUACCACAUGUAUGUCAGAGAGGCAUGUCCGUCCAGGAUGCAUAUUGUACACUCUAAAACGACUUUAUGAAUCUUCAUUUUAAUGAACAGAACAUAUUUAACAUAAAAAUUAUGACCCUGACAGGCUUUAUUAUCUUUGUGUCAAAGUUGUUUUUCCAAGUGCUAUAUAACAAUAAAACCAGUUACCACAAUCCUUUUAGAAAAUUAGAGAAAAUAUAGCAGUCUAUAUGCUUAUGCAAGAGGCAAAUGCAGUUGAGCAAAAUGAUCUAUGUAUAUCACUCAAUAAUAUUGAGCACUUACAGUGCACAACUUCACAACCAAAACGUUGCACUCUUCGAUCAAUGAUCAAUGAUGAUAAAGAAAUAACAUUAAAAUCACUGGAUAAUAAUAUGCUGACAAUGAACACAUUUAUCCGUUGAACCACAGGUAAUGUAAGAGUAAAAAGUACUUAAAAAAUAAAACACUAUGUAGAAUUGAAUUGUGUUAAUGCAUAAUCAUAAAAAAGAUCAAGCAUAAUAUUUAAUUGAUAUUUCUAAACAUGCUUUGUGUGAGUGUUUAAAGGAAGAGUGGAUAUAAUGGGUGAGUUGGAUGAGGAGGAAGUUUCCAAUGCUGAAGGGUGGACAGAUCAGAAAACAGAGAGGGGAUCAUAUGACAUUGUGGCAGUCAUUUGUUUUUCCAAGGGUAGCAAUCCCAUAGCAUAACAGGCAGAGAUAUUUGGUGACAUUAUUUUGUAAAAAGUGCACAUGCACACCAGAGAGAUGUCAAGAGGGAGAGCGGGCAGCCGCCCGCAUGCAAGUCUAUGACUAACACUUCCAUUAACUCCUUUGUCAUUACCCCUAGGAAAAUGCAGAAAGAAA
This is a messenger RNA of Pomacea canaliculata, 6422 nucleotides long. RefSeq lists its product as uncharacterized. Gene Ontology annotation, cellular component: intracellular membrane-bounded organelle. Bases 244 to 792 code for a protein of 182 amino acids. Gene Ontology annotation, biological process: regulated exocytosis. NCBI's taxonomy places the organism in Eukaryota, Metazoa, Mollusca, Gastropoda, Architaenioglossa, Ampullariidae. The transcript has 3 exons. Gene Ontology annotation, molecular function: small GTPase binding. The record is from RefSeq and is a predicted model, not a curated record.